Stylonychia lemnae is the source of this 807-nucleotide messenger RNA. The record is from the annotation of a GenBank genome assembly. NCBI's taxonomy places the organism in Eukaryota, Ciliophora, Spirotrichea, Sporadotrichida, Oxytrichidae.
AUGAAUGCAUUCUUCCUGGCCUAGAUAGUGCAGGGCUUAAAAAAUUAUGUAAGAAGGGACGCCGUCAAGAUCUCCUCGGUGCCGCACAUAGAAACCUUAACCACGAAACAUUUCUUGCAAAUCGCUAAACUGAAUUAGGUUAUGCUAACUUAUCUCCCUGAUGAGCGCGACUGGGAUCGAAUAGAUAGAUAGUGGCUCUGCGACAUUUUUUAUACACUUGAGCAGGAGUAGAUGUAGUAGAUGAUUGAUGAGGCCCUCAGUGAGCGAAUGACUAAGCAGAUAAAACGGGAGAAUCUGCAAGUUACCAUUAGACCUGAAUUCGCUGCUGCAUUUGAAAAGUGUAAAGGUAAAGCAUGCUCCAUGCUAAAGGAUUCAGCGAAACGAAGGAGGAGCCAACUUGAGCGAGAGGAGAUCAAGGAUGAGGAGCAGCUAUUCAAGCAAGAUAAGUAUAGCUACCUGCAGGAGGUGAAGAGACUGAAGAAAGAGUCGACUGAUAUCAAUAAUGAUACUGUGCUGAUGAGAGAUCCUAUAGAGGCGGGAUCAAUUAGCUCAAUGAAUCAAAGCCAAAGCUACUAGAUGCUCGACUAGAGUAUAAGACAAGCACAACUGUAACCAAUCAUGGCAGUAUAGUCCUGCCAAGUCCAAUUAUUGAUGAGACUAGGAGUGAGACAGAAUCAAUGGCAGCUUAUAAUCCCUGCAUGCUGCUAUAGCAAGACCAAUGCUCAUCCAUUAAACAAUUUACUGUAGAAACACUCCUUGCUUCUCAUUGUUAGGUUUGAAGCAAUUAUCUGUAGGUGCACAAUCUGA